GCCAGAAACAGUCAGGGCUUUCUACUGCUUUGUGUUGCCAGUUGUCUGGCUGCGAGUUACACUUCAGCGCUUGGCCCCCCCCCUCGCCGCUCUUUCCCCCUCACUGGAAAUAACUUCAGAGGAGUCUCAGAUGCAACUGGCGGUGGGAGAGCUGACAGCUCGGAGGUGGAUGGAGUUUGGAGGAAAUCUCCUUGGAAGGGACCUAUAAUCACAACAAUUUGCAAGAGAAUUUUCAAAUUUAAAUUGGUGGUUUCCUGAAGAGCCUGAAACGCUAAUCAGCAAGUGCGUCACUGCGAGGGGAAUGGCGCCGUCCUUGUGGCCAUUUGGCAUUGUGAUAACUGCCUUGGUCACAGGAUCCCUUUCCCAGAUUCCUGACCAGCAACAUGGAUGUUCUCAAGGUAGCUGCUACCCUGCCACUGGAGACUUGCUGGUGGGCCGAGCCGAUAAGCUCAAAGCUACAUCUACCUGUGGCCUUCGGAGAGCUCAGCCAUACUGUAUAGUCAGCCAUUUGCAGGAUGAAAAGAAAUGCUUCGUCUGCGACUCUCGCAAGCCCUACAAUCCCCUGUAUAACCCCAUCAGCCACCGCAUUGAAAACGUUAUUACAACCUUUGCUCCUCAUCGAAAAAAGGCUUGGUGGCAGUCUGAAAAUGGUGUUUCCGCAGUCACUAUUCAGCUAGAUUUGGAGGCUGAAUUUCACUUCACCCACCUGAUCAUGACCUUCAAGACCUUCAGGCCGGCGGCCAUGCUGGUGGAACGCUCUGCAGACUUUGGCCGUACCUGGCAGGCUUACCGUUACUUUGGACACGACUGUGCCUCCUCCUUCCCAAACGUGUCCCGCAGUGCCCUGAGGAAGGUGGAUGAAGUUAUCUGUGAAUCCCGUUACUCUGACAUUGAGCCCUCUACGGAAGGGGAGGUCAUUUACAGAGUUUUGGAUCCAGCUAUCCCGAUCCGAGACCCAUAUGGCCCAAAUAUUCAGAAUCUCUUGAAGAUCACCAACCUCAGAAUCAACUUUACCAAGCUGCACACAUUGGGCGACAACCUUCUGGAUUCCCGAGUGGAGAUCAAAGAGAAGUAUUACUAUGCCCUUUACGAGCUGGUGGUACGAGGGAACUGCUUCUGUUAUGGCCAUGCAUCUGAAUGCGCGCCCAUCCAAGGAGUGUCCAGAGAUGUCGAGGGCAUGGUGCAUGGAAGAUGUGUGUGCAAACACAAUACCAAGGGGCUCAAUUGUGAGCAAUGUGAUAGUUCCUUUAAUGAUCUUCCUUGGAGACCAGCAGAAGGACGCAGCACCAACGCCUGUAAAAAGUGCAACUGCAACAAUCACUCUCGCAAGUGUCACUUUGACAUGGCCGUGUACUUGUCUACUGGAAAUGUGAGCGGUGGGGUAUGUGACGACUGUGUGCACAACACCAUGGGCCGUAACUGUGAACUGUGCAAGCCGUUCUUCUACAAGGAUCCAAGCAAGGAUUUACGGGACAGUGCAGUCUGCAAAGCCUGUGACUGUGACCCAGACGGGUCGUUGGACGGAGGCCUGUGUGACUCCCUGGAUAACCCAGCUUUGGGUCUCAUUGCUGGACAGUGCCGCUGCAAAGAUUAUGUCGAAGGCCCAAGAUGUGAUCGAUGCAAGACUGGAUUCUUUGGCCUGAGUACAAAUAACUUUCAGGGCUGCCAAAGGUGCCAGUGUGACCCAAGAGGUACCAUCUCGGACGGUGCUCAGUGUGACCCAAUCAGUGGCGACUGUUUCUGCAAACGCUUUGUGACUGGCCGAACAUGCAACCAAUGCCUGCCUGAAUUUUGGGCCCUCAGCCAUGACCUCCAUGGGUGCAGAUCCUGUGACUGUGACAUUGGCGGUGCCUGGGAUAACCACUGUGCUACGGAGACAGGCCAGUGUCGAUGCCGCAGCCAUAUGGUUGGCAGGCAAUGUAACCAGGUGAAAUCUGGCUACUACCGCAUACACCUGGAUCACUACACGUACGAGGCCGAAUCUGCUUUGCACCGACAGGGUUGUUCAGUGUUGGAGAGGGAACGUCUGAUCGGUCGCCCAGCCACAUGGACUGGUCCUGGAUUUGCCCUGGUCCCAGAGGGAGGAAUUCUAGAGUUCCAGAUCAGCAAUAUUCCUUAUUCUAUGGAAUAUGAUGUCAUCAUACGUUAUGAACCCCAGCUUCCAGCAACUUGGGAACAAGUCAAAAUAUCCGUGAUUAGACCGGGUCCUAUCCCAACGAGUAGCCCAUGUGGUAAUACCAUCCCAGCUGAUGAUCUGAUGGUGGCAUCUCUACCCCCUGGCACAAGGCAUGUAGUCCUGCCUCAGCCGGUUUGUCUGGAACGUGGGGUCAGUUAUACUAUUCGACUGGAGUUCAGCAGAUACAGUUUGAGAGAAAAGAUACCUAGUGCCAACAUAUUGAUUGAUUCGCUAGUGCUGGUUCCUAGAUACUCCUCCAUGGAAAUGUUCAUUGCCGGAGACCCUGCAUCUAUACAACGCAAGGAGACUUUUGAGCGUUAUCGCUGCCAUAGCAACAGUGGAAAUGUAAUAAAGUCAUCUACCACCGAGGUGUGCUCUGGUCUCAUCACAAGCAUGUCGGCUAUAAUUCAUGAAGGAGCACUGCCCUGUAGCUGUGACCCACAGGGAUCUCUGAGCUCAGAAUGUGACCCCAAUGGUGGGCAGUGCCAGUGUAAAGCUAAUGUCAUUGGGCAGCGCUGUGAUCGCUGUGCACCAGGAACACAUGGAUUUGGACCAACAGGAUGCAAAGCCUGUGAAUGUAAUAUGGAGGGAUCCACUCACAAUUUCUGUGAUCAGCGCACCGGUCAGUGUCCUUGUCGGCCAGGGGCAUUUGGCUCCAGGUGCGACCGCUGCCAGCCUGGCCACUGGGGCUUCCCAAACUGCCGGCAGUGUCAGUGCAAUGGUCAUUCAGAAGAGUGCGACCAGAGAACAGGGGCAUGUCUGAACUGCCGAGACCACAGCACCGGAGACAGAUGUGAGAGAUGCACUGCAGGCUUUUAUGGAAACCCAAUUCUGGGCUCAGGGGACCACUGCCGUCCCUGCCCCUGCCCUGAGGGGCCCAACAGUGGGCGACACUAUGCAGCAUCCUGUCAUCAAGACCCCCGUUCCAGACAAGUCAUCUGCAACUGCAAACAGGGGUACACGGGAUUGGUAAAAAGGGCGAUGGGGUUACGGCGGCCUCGCUGUGAAGAAUGUUCUCCAGGGUUCUUUGGAAAUCCAUUCCAGACUGGGGGACGCUGCCUUCUUUGCCAGUGUAAUAAUAACAUUGAUAUGACAGAUAUUGGGGGUUGUGACCGCCGCAGUGGCCAGUGCCUCAAAUGCAAGUACAACACCGAAGGGAGGUUCUGUGAGCACUGUCGAAUUGGCUUUUAUGGGGAUGCAUCAAGGCGCAACUGCAGAAAAUGUACAUGUAACUACCUUGGGACAGAACCAAGCCAGUGUCCAUCACGGGAAGACUGCAUGUGUGACAGAACAAGCGGACAGUGCCUUUGCUUACCAAACGUCAGGGGUCAGAACUGCGACCGUUGCAGUCCACACUUUUGGAACCUGGCAAGCGGCAAGGGCUGUCAGCCAUGUAACUGUGACCCCAACCAUUCCUUCAGCCUAUCCUGCAAUGAGUUUACAGGAAAAUGUCAAUGCCGGCCUGGAUUCGGUGGCCUGACCUGUACGGAUUGCCAGGAAAAUUAUUGGGGAAAUCCCAAUAUUCAAUGCAGGGCUUGUGAUUGUGAUCGCCGUGGCAUCAAGGCACCACAGUGUAAUAGAGCCUCGGGUCAUUGUGACUGCCGGGCUGGAGUGUCAGGAGUGCGUUGUGACCAGUGUGCCCGGGGAUUUUCUGGGCAGUUUCCUGAUUGCCAGCCCUGUCAUCAGUGUUUUGGUGACUGGGACCGUAUAGUUCAAGACCUGGCCACUCGUACCAAGAGCCUAGUUCAAAGGGGCAAGGACAUCCAGCAGAGUGGGGUAGCCGGAGUGUACCAAAAGAACUUCCGUGAGAUCGAGAAGAAGCUUGCCAAGGCUCAAGGCAUUGUCAAUGCCCGCAAUGCCACUGCGGAAUCAGUGACUAAACUAAUGAAGAUUAUGGAUGACUUGCGGAAUAAAAUUAACGAGUCAACAGAGGCUCUCACGCAGUUAGAGGGCGAACUGACAGCUGUGCAGGAUGAGAACUUUGAUGCCAACCAUGAUCUGGCCGAGUUGGAAAGGGAUGCUAGGAGUUUAAACAUGACUGCCAAGGAGAGGUCCCAUCAGCUGGAUGUCUUGAAGAACUCAAACUUUUUGGGUGCAUAUGACAGCAUCCAACAAUCUCAUGCAAAGUCAAGACAAGCCGAAAAACAAGCCAAUAAUGCCACCACCAAUGUUCCCAGUCCUGUUAGUGACUCAGCUAGGACCAGGGAGAAGACCCAGCAGCUGAUAACACACAAGCGGGAUGACUUUAAUAGGAAGAAUGCAGCUAAUCGUCGGGCACUUAAUGAUCUGGCAGCUAAAACAGACACCCUUGACAUGAAAAAGAUCAAUGAGAAGGUCUGUGGGGCUCCAGGAGAUGCCCCAUGCUCUGAGAGUCCCUGCGGUGGAGCUGGUUGUCGUGAUGAUGAAGGGAAGAGGCACUGUGGUGGGUUGAACUGUAAUGGAGCCGUGGCUACUGCUGACAAUGCUUUGGGACGAGCACGCCAUGCUGAAGAAGAACUUCAGAAAGCACUAGGAGAAGUAGAAGUGCUUUUCCAAAAGGUGGCUGAAGCAAAGGUAAAGGCAGACAGAGCAAAACAGAGGGCACAAGCCACCCUCGACAGGGCAAAUGAAACAAAGGCAAGGGUGGAACAGUCCAAUAAGGAGCUGCGGGAACUCAUCCAGCAAAUCAAGGACUUUCUGAACCAGGAAGGUGCAGACCCAGACAGCAUUGAGAUGGUGGCAAGUCGUGUCUUGGAUCUCACAAUCCCUGCAACCCCAAAGCAAAUCCAGCGUCUUGCUGAGGAAAUCAAGGACAGAGUGAAAACACUUGCAAACGUGGAUGCCAUUCUGGACCAAACCGCUGCUGAUGUGCGCAAAGCAGAGCAACUGCUGCAUGAAGCCAAAAGAGCCAAGAACCGAGCCGAGAAUGUAAAGAACACAGCCGAGUCUGUGAAAAGGGCCCUGGAUGAUGCUAGGAGAGCUCAGAAUGCUGCUGAAGGAGCUAUCCAAAGCGCCAAUGAUGACAUCAAAGACACGGAGAGGAAAUUAACAGCAAUUCAGACAGCAACAUCUAGUGCAGAGAAUCAGCUUAAUGAUGCUAUGGAUCGAGUAGGAAAUCUGGAUAAACAAAUUGACGGUCUGAAAAUGAAAAGGGCCAACAACAGCUUGGCUGCCAGCCGUGCAGAAGAAUCUGCCACUGCAGCACUGGAUAAAGCAAAUGAUGCCAAGAAGAUCUUAGAAGGACAACUGGCAGACAAAUACAAAACUGUUCAGAAUGUUGUUGAUCGAAAAGCUAAGAACAUUAAAGAGGCGAAGACAAAAGCGGACCAACUUCAAGAUGAGGCAAAGAAACUCUUAGAGAAUGCACAGGAUAAAUUAAAGAGGUUGCAAGAUCUGGAAGUUGAAUAUACGAAGAACGAGAAACUUCUUCAGGACAAAGCGAAACGUCUUAAUGGCCUAGAAGACAAGAUGAAGGAAAUUUUACACGCAAUUAACCAACAAAUUCAGAUUUAUAACACCUGCCAGUAGAAGGAGAAUUGCCAAUGCCCUGUAAAUCAUGGUGUAUGUUGCACACAGCCCAAAGACUUUUUCCUAUUUAGAGUGCCUUAUUAGUCUAAAGGUUAUAACUGGGCCACAACAUAUAUUUCAUUUGCAUUUUUGUGUGCCAGUUGAAUGUCAACCAUAAAGUAUUAAGGACCUCUCGAACACCCCCCAAGUCUUGUCUCAUUCCACUAUUACUCUGAGUGCUAUAUUUAUCAAAGGCUGAAAAGACAAUUUUUCACAGAAUCUCCAAAACAUGAAAUACCCCGGACCUCAAACGUCUUGUUUAGGUGUAUGGUAUAGUUCUUUAUAAAUUUUUCUUUACUAGUUGAUGUCCUGUGCCUGUUCAUAAAUCCUAAAGGUAAAGAUCACAUGAUUUCUCAUGAAGCUGUAAGGAGGAGAAAUGUCUGAUUUAUUGUCUCAAGAGUCAAUGAAAAUAUAUAAUGGCCUAAUGAAUGGACAAUCCAAAAUAUAGUACUGAUAUUGGUGCCAAUGAAGUUUCAACUACUGAAAAAUAGUUGAGCAAAUGUGUGUCUUCUGGAGACCCCAACACCUCUUUGCACGAAUGUUUUGUUCUUCUGUUUGUCUGAGCUCAAUGACCUCUUCCAGUAAAUUGGGAGAUCUUGGAAGAUGUACUGUACUUCCAUGUUUUACACAACUACACAUGUCCUUUUAUCCUCUCAUAAAAGUCUAAUACAACUUGUCACACGUAUUUCAGUUCUUGUCAAGAAAAGUUUUAUUUCAAUUGUAAAGGUGCUGCAUUUUUUUAAGUCAAGGUGCUUGUUUAUGGAGUAUAAUGUAGCAUUCACAUGUAAAUAAGUCCCUAAAGUUUGGUAAGCCCCCCUUAGCCUAUAACAAGAAAGAGAUAAACAUUGAUGUGUAAAUAAUUCAACCAUAAUCCCUAAAAUAUCUAGGACAGCAAAUGCUUUUUACCACCAAAUAUUACACCCUGUUUGACCUUUAGGCUUGCCCCCCCCCCCACCCCAAGUGGACCAGACAACAUUUUGGGAACCACUGUCACUAAACAGUGACUGUCUAUGGCAUCUUGCAGCAGCCCCUCUGGAAUUUGCCUGAACCCACAGAUUGCCAGUCUGGGCCUGGUCCUAGACUGUUGUUAAGCAGGCCACAGAAACUAGUAUAUGUGGGCAAUGUGAAUGCAACAGAAUGCUCUUUAAACACAUUUUUAAAGAAACAAAAUAUUUUUUGUUGCAUUGUUACUACAAAGUUAAUAUAGACAUAUGGGAACAAAAAAACUGGUGCUGUAGUAGGCCAGUUAGAAGUGCAGGACUGUCAACACUUCUCAGACCCCUUCUAAAUAGCAAAGGAAGUGUGGUGAGAGACAGCCCUAUGAUUUCAUACAUCAAGGCCUACAACUUUCAAACCAUACCAAUGGAGAACAUCUUAUAAAGGGAUUUUCCAUUUUUUUCCAGCUAUAUUACACAUUAUAAGGCCAAAAUGUUGCUUCCAGCUUCAAUUUAGGGGUUGGGGUGUAACACUUAUUCUUCUCUAGGGUGCAGAGUAACUUGGGUCUCAUCUCUGUCUCUGGGAAUGCAUAAAAAGCUGCCAAUAUCCUGAUCCUGACCAGUCAUCAACCAGCUCAAUGUUUCACUCAGACUCACUUAUGACUAUAUUGCAGUGAUAUAAUUGUUUGGGAAUGGCCAACUUUUUUCUAACAUCCCUACAUUUAUAGUCACUGACCUAGCUGGCAUUAAAGAUUAAAGCACUGAAAAAAGUAAUAUAUCUUGAAAUUAUAUUAAAAAAUAUAUGUCUCCCAUGGGUUGCUUUAAACUGUAUUUUCAUUGUAUCUGAGCACAAAUAAAAUAUUCCACUGUC
This is a messenger RNA of Xenopus tropicalis (tropical clawed frog), 7528 nucleotides long. RefSeq names its product laminin subunit beta 2 (gene lamb2). NCBI's taxonomy places the organism in Eukaryota, Metazoa, Chordata, Amphibia, Anura, Pipidae. Gene Ontology annotation, cellular component: laminin-521 trimer; laminin-423 trimer; laminin-321 trimer. The record is from RefSeq and is a predicted model, not a curated record. The transcript is spliced from 35 exons. Bases 302 to 5683 code for a protein of 1793 amino acids.